CUCUACUCGGUCCCGGUUAUGCACAGUCGGCAAGCUUUACAGAUAGAAGAUACUGAUACUCACACUUGUCUUCUAAAAAGAUGAAACAUUUUGGCGCCAAUUCUUGCCACUUCUAGACAGUAGGCUAAUCACAGUCUCUGUUUGCGUCUUCCAUCACCACCAGCAACAAAAAACAUGACUGCGGACGAUCGCACAGUGGUGAUCGUCGGAGCUUCAUCCAAGCACGAUCAGGAUGGUCAAGGAGAUCUUCCGCCAGAAGCUCGAUGGGGUUUGGGUGGCGCUCUUGCCCUGGCUUUUGCUAAGUUAAGCAUCAAUGGCAGUUUGACUGUGCGUUUUGAAUCAGAGUUUCUUGAGCCAGUAGUUGGAACGCACUUCGUCCAGUUGAGAUAAUCUUUUCGUCCCCAUUUUCAAAUCUAACCAACGAAGGCUUCCACAUUGUUCUCACGAGUCGACGCGUCUCGGUUUUAGAACAGCUAGCAGAAGAAGUUCGCAAACUCCAAGACCCGAAAUAUCAGACGAUUUGCGUCAGCUGUGACGUGACACAAGACGAUGCGGUACAGAAGGCUUUUGAAGAAACUAUCAAGAGCUCUCUGCCAGCAACCGCCUUCAUCGAUUGCCUCAUCUUCAACGCAAGUCCGGCUUUCCCUCCGAACUUUUCCUUUGGUCAGAGCGCGCCAAAAGCCCACGAACUCGAUCCAGCUUACAUGACGCAUUCCUUCGAUGUGAGUGUUAAUGUUAAGGCACCUGCUUGUUUGUAAAGGAAUUCAUUUUAUUGUCGCUGAAGAUGUUCAGUAGCAGUUUUGUUACAUCGAUCUAGUAGAAGUUUUUUGUAAAAAUGGUUGGAGCUGGAGGUUAAGUACGUCUUGUACAGGUUCAUGUAAUUCUAAUUGUAAGAGCGAUGUACAUUUUACCCAGGCACGGCCACGAACAAAAAUGUUGUGAAUCUACCUAAGCAUUCUCAAUAGAAUUCCGAUUCUUCUAACACCCGGCUGAUCCGCUGCCUCAAAUACGUUAUACCAGGAAUGGAGGAAAGAAAGCGUGGCUGUAUCCUGCUCUCGGGCGCAACUAUGCAGUUACGCGGAGGCGCUAACUUCGCUGCUCUAGCACCUGGCAAAACAGCUCUCCGCAGUCUAGGUCAAUCCAUGUUCCAAGCCUAUGGACCCCUUGGCAUUCACGUAUGCAAUAUCAACGUAGAUGGCGUCAUUGACUCCGCGAAUACAAGGAAGUGGAUGGGCGCGGAAAAAUUGAUGAAAUGUGACGAAAUCGCUCAGCAAUACGUGGCGAUGUAUAAGCAACCUAAAACAGUGUGGUCAUUUGAAUUGCAGAUUACGCCUGACUGGAGCGCGCCAACGGUGGGCAUGAGGAUGUGAAUCAACCAGGUAGUUAGGUGUGAAGGAUGUCUAUUUUUAUUCAUAUCGUGUCUCUGACGUUUUGCGAAGAUGAAGAAACAUGUUACCAUGCAUAAAUAUAAACAUUUCUUCGGCGUUUACUCAACUUAUGGACAGACGCCGCGUCUUGCUCUUGUUCAAAGACGUGCACCAUAAGCGC
Molecule: messenger RNA, 1548 nt
Organism: Amoebophrya sp. A25
Lineage: Eukaryota; Dinophyceae; Syndiniales; Amoebophryaceae
Source: the annotation of a GenBank genome assembly